Messenger RNA from Cuscuta epithymum, 3336 nucleotides. The record is from the annotation of a GenBank genome assembly. NCBI's taxonomy places the organism in Eukaryota, Viridiplantae, Streptophyta, Magnoliopsida, Solanales, Convolvulaceae.
UCAAUCCUAAAUUCCUAACCUGGAGCUUUUGAAAUACCCAAAUUUUCAACCCUGACCUAGGACUAAACUCAUCAACUCAAAUACUGUACAGAGCAUCUUUGCUUUUAGUAACAUUGUAAACACAAUCACAAACAAACAGUAGAGGACCUAGGGGAUCCUAGGGGUAAGUGUCCCGCUUCCAACCACGAAAUUUAGUAUUACUGUAUUAGUACUUAUGAUAAAAUGAGUGCUCCCUGUGAAACAAAUUUUAAGUAUUUACUUAAAAUUGAUCGCAAAUAAUAAUAUAUGAAAAUAUCGGGUACAAUCUCUAAAUAUGAAUCCUCUGAUUCUUCACUUGUAAUUUGAUAUGAAUAUAAUUAAAGAAUUUAAUUUAAAAUUAAAUCUCUAAUUCUUCAAAACUCGAACGUUCUUCGAUUCUUCGAAUCUUCGUUCUUGAGAUCUUCGAAUCUUCGAACUUCGUUCUUCAGAUCUUCAAAUCUUCUUGAAUGCAAAAUUCAAUAUUGAAGGGCCUCCGGUUUCAAGUAGCUUGAUCUUCAACAAAGGGGCCGUUAUGUGGCUUGAUCUUCUGUUAAAGGGCUUCCCGGGAUAUAUGGCUUGAUCUUCAAUUGAAUAUUGAUUCAAUCUUCAUAUGAAUAUCUUCAAAUCUUCAAAGAUUCGUUCUUCAUAUCUUCGAAUCUUCAAAGCUUCGUUCUUCAGAUCUUCGAAUCUUCAAGCUUCGUUCUUCAGAUCUUCGAACGUUCUUCAACUUUUGGCUUUGUUUGAUCAAGAAUCGAUGAAAUCACAAAGGAUUAUUCAUAUAUUCUUGACAAAAACGUGGCUUGAUCUCUUCCUCUUCUUCGGAAUCCUUCAGAGCCUUUCGAGAGUUCUUCAGAGCUUUGCUGCAGCGUUUUUUCGUCUGGAAGUUCUCUUUUCUUUCUCUCAACUGAGACCCCUAUUUAUAGGUGUGGAGGGGGUGAAAAUAUGGAUUUAGGGUUUAGCAAAUUCGUCCAUAUCCCUUGGGCUCAAGUGGAAAUGGGCUUCGGGCUCUAUUUUCUUGUAUUUUAAUAGCCAGAAAAAUCAGCACUUGUACAAUGUAUCUGGACAGCUUUCUUAACAAGGUUCGGAGCUAUUUUCCAUGUACAUGGAAGGAUUUCUUGGCCAGAUUCGUUGACCUCUUUAUCAAUUGGAUCAUGCCUCUUAUAUAUUGGGCCGCUAUUUGAUAAUGGACUCAAAAUUAAUAGGACCAGUCCAUUCUUUUAAAGACUUAAUUUAUAAUUAAAUUAAUUGGACAUUUGAGCGAUCCGAAUUAACUUAAUCACUAAAUUAUAUCCGAAUGGGCCCAUAUUAAUAUUAUAUUUUAUCAGGCACAAUAAUCAUCACAAACAGCUCAGUAGAAUCCGAUGUUGGUCCAGUAGCCUCCAAAAGAGACCCAAUAAGGCGUAUAAUAGUCCGAUAAUACUUAAAUGAGCUCAAUAAUAUUAAGGACCAUCAUAAAUAAUAAGUCCAAAAUAUUGAAUAAUUUUCAAUAUCCACAAAUGCCCCCUCGAGACUUGCUUGGAUGUACAGAUUUUAUUUCCACGAACAAGUGAGUCUCAAAAAUUGAUUUUAGUGACCUAUCAGCUGUAUGUAGUUGACAGAUGUACUCCCAAAUCCCAACUUUGACUUAAAGUAGGAAUUCUCAAUUGCAACUACGGAGUAUAUUCCAAAUUAUACGAACGUACAACCUAAACUAGGAAUUCUCAGAUGCAUUCAAACAAUAGCUGGAGGUACCUAUUUAUUCGGAUCAUUAAUUAAGAGGUUCCAAAUUGUAUUUCAUUCGGACUUUCUCUUCUAUUAGGAAUUUUAUCAUUCUGGCUGAUUUUUAAGAUCCGAAUUCCUCUCAUAACUGUGUAUAUAUACACCCAGCUGAUCGUCUUUUGCAUCUCCAAUUGUAUUCCCGGCUUGUAAAAGAUUGAUGAAAAAAAAAAAACCUGUAACCAUAAAGCUGAUCGAAAUCCCUGAAGCCAUAAAGCAAUAGGUGACAUAAUGGACGUUCAAGCCUUCGCCCGAUUAUCCAAGAAGCUGGCCCAGGUGCCGAAGAAGAAGAAGGACGAGGGGUCCUCGAACCAGCCCCUCGUCGAUGAGGUGUUGAAGAAAGCAGGGGCUCCUAAAGUCCCGGAGGGUGGGGACCCCUCCAAGAAAAUUGCCGCUGAUUCCGGUACUAGUGCCGGAGGCUCCCAAGCCGGGGAGCUUAAGAGAAAAAACACCGGGAAGGGCUCCAAGCCUCCGGUGACUAAGAAGCAGAAGGGGGCCGAUGAAGGUAAGGGUGCCCCCCUUGUGAUCCUUGAAGAGCCCUCCUCCUCGCACCUGGUGGAUCUUGACGAGGGGGCCUGGCCGCAAGAGACGGUGCGGUUCUCCUUUAAGAGGGGGACUGCCAUCGUGCACGGCACCCUCGAUCCGAGGGAAUAUCUGAAGGGUGCCACUCCCCCUUUGGAUUGCUCGACCCUCGGUAAGUUCGAGGACGAAGCCCUCGAGCGAAGAGCACUCGAGGCCUCGGUCACUGCUAGCCUGGCCUUCGGUGAAUAUGUCCGGAGAAUGGAGCAGCUUCGCCUCCGGAAGGCGGAAGACGACGAGGCCCUCAAGAGGCUUGUCGUCAAGAACACCGAGGCCAUCAGGAAGAUGGCUGAGCUGGAGGAGGCCCUGAGGCAGGCGGGCGACAAGCUGGAGGCCGUGAGGGUGGAGGCUCGCGCCGAGGGGAAGGCUGAAGCGGAGAAAGCCGCUGCCGAUGCCGCCAGGGAAGCAGCCGAGGAAGCUGAGAGAGCAAAAACUGAGGCCGCGGCCAAAGCUAGAGAAGAUGCCGUCGCCGCAUUUGUAUCUGAGGGUUGGAAGGCCGAGGACCGCAAGGAGUGGGUGGCCUCGGUUAUAGAGCAAGGUGUCGAUGCCUGGGUGAAAGGCCCCGGAUCCGAGUGGAUGGCCUUAAAGGGCAAAGACUACUUUGACGGGGGCGAGUUUUUCACCCAGCGCCUCAUCUACCGGAAGCUGGCGGAGCACUUCAAAAUCCCCAAGGACAAGUUCGACCCUUCGGCGUAUGGCCUCCCCCCUCAGCAGCCUGAUGUUAGGGUCCCCCUCCCAGAAGGCGAGGAAAGGGUUCAGCUUGCGGACUCCGAAUUAAUGAGGGAGUAUGGCCUUCAUGAUGAAGAGGGUGCGGAAGAUGAUGCGUCCUCCAAGCCGAGGGAUGACGUGGUCGAGGAUGCCCAACCUUAAGAAUUUCUUUUAAUUGCAAGCUCUGUAAUAGUAGUAGGCCCCGGCUCCGGCCAUGCUUUUGUAAUGAAACACAUUUUUGUACCCCAAUUACUUUUCUUGUUGAAUGAAUCAUUG